CCCGCGUCUUACGCCUCCCCGAUCCUCGGGCAGCUUCUGCCUGGAGGGCGGCUGCGACUCGGACCGCGGACUGGAGGGCUGGGCCGUGGUACAGGUGACCGACAUGCAGCGGCACGCGGACCGGUGGCUCUAUCCGCACGCCGCAAUCUCCAGCCGGUGCUGGCCCGGGCAGCUCGACUCCUCCCAUCCGCGCAUGCGGGAGCAGUGCGGACUGGACCUGGAUUCCCCCUGGGAGCACUUCGCCCGGGAGCCAGACCCCUACUUCGGUAGCAAGUCUUGGGGGCCUUGCAUGUCUUCGUAG
Molecule: messenger RNA, 301 nt
Organism: Prorocentrum cordatum
Lineage: Eukaryota; Dinophyceae; Prorocentrales; Prorocentraceae
Source: the annotation of a GenBank genome assembly